GGGCAGGGGCGGGGCGCUUGGCUCUGGAUCGCAGGUGCAGGCAAGUUCCGGGCAUGCCUAAGCUGUCCCCGCAGAGACCUGCAGGAAGCUCGCGGCGGAGGACCCAGAGGGAGGCCUGCGGUGGCUCCAGCCCCGACUCCGGCCCCGACCGCAGCAGAAGUGCACGAGGUCUACGGUCAUCAGGGUCACAACCAGUAGGUUGUAGAGGCCCAACACUAGGAGCGGGCCUGGGCCCCUGCGGGAGAGAAAAAGUAUCUGGAUCCCGGCCCCGGCCGCGCUCUCGCUGCUGCGCAAUGUGGAGGGUACAGAACCCCUGGGAGUCCGGAGAAAGCUCAGGACUCCCUCCCCAAAUAAGUGUAGUCUUACAUACACACAUUUGCAUACGAAUUUAGGAGCUCAUCCUAGAACCACCUAUGGGCAGAUUCAGGAUGGCUCCCCAUUACCAGCUUGCACAGCCCCCUGAACUUCUCCUUUGUAAUUGUAAUCAUGAUCUACAUGAUUUUCUGUUGCGGUCUGUCUCUUCGCUAGUCUGUAAGUUACAAGCCUCCCACCCCAUAAUUUAGGAACAGAGCCCCAGAUACUGGAACACCCUGUCGAUGUUCCAGUGGCUCCGAGGUUGGAGAUCUCACCUGAGGAUGGGCGGGGGCGGAAGAGCGGACAGAUUGACUUGGUACAGGGCCUCAAAUUCAGCCGGGGUGCAGCAGGAGCCCCCUGCAGCCUGCAGGUGGCAGCAGUAGGCUUCCUCUGAAGAAUCAGAGAGACGAGGGCAAAAGAAACCAGGAUAGUGGCGGCCAUCGACAUCCCGAGCGGUCUGGCACAAGUGAGGGUGGUGGACCAGAGCUGAAGAGAGAGGUGGGGGGCUAGAGACAAGCAGGAGGGAUCUUUCCACAGCUCACUCCACCCCUACUGGAGAGUAAAAGAGAUCAGCCCCUACCAGACGAAAAGACACCCUUCCACCCAUCCCCAUCAGUUCCAGUUCCCAGGAAUAGCCCAUAGCACCAGAGGCAGGUGGGCCGCAGGGGUAAGUGCUGUACCUGAGAGAGAGGUUGGCCGGACAAGGGUGACCCAGCUGAAGAGCAGCAGUAGACCCACGGAUAGGCCUGUCAGCAAGGGGCCUGACCUUCUCUGGAUGCCCAUGAGAGUUCACCACCACCCCUGUCCUGGUCCUGGGAACCCCAACAUCUCUCUUUCUAGGCCAUGACUGCAGACAAUAAGGAAAUAAAAAUCAAAGCCCCAAGGCCCUCGGGCACCAUUAAUAUGAGCCUGAAGCUUCUCUAUCACAGGCUCUUAGAGAGAGAUGACAGGGACUGGGUUUCCAUCUCCUGUUGGAAAACAUGGGGCCUGCAUUGCCAAACUGCUGAGGGAGAGAAGGCUCAAAGGCCUAGAGGACACAAUGAGGGAUGAGAGAGCAGCUGAGCCAUUAGUAUGAAGAACAAACAAGCAUUUAGAGCCAAAUAUGUUUCUACCCAUUCUCCAACUUCCAGGCUGCCAUGGAAGCUCUGGGAAUUCUGACCCUCCUAUUUCAGGUCCCAGAGACCUCAGUUCCAGCAUGUGGGGCUUCCCUCCCUAACCUCUGCUACAUGGCAACCACCAAGACUAGCUGAAAACCAAGGGUGACUCCUUUCAUUAGCUUUUCCCCUGAGCCUUAUCUGCCCCAGCUACCAGCCAGAACACAAAAGCUACCUGUCUGAUUAGAGUAUACUUAGCUAAUAGGGAACCCCCCCUCACAGAGAAGUUCUAUAGGGAUCACCAGGUUUCUCUUACCCCUCAGCUGCCCUAAGGCAGGGAAUUUCUCCAGAAGGCCACCAGCCAGCAGAAUUAAGUGUUAUUCUAGUGCCUACCCAGGCCUGACAACAUCAUGCUCCCAGGACAGCAAUGACAACACUCAUCACCCCAGGGGCCCACAGAAGAUGCCUAGAGACUGACAUAGGAGCUCUCAUGGCAUAAGAAGACAGUGCAAAUUUCAUCUGCAACACUGAGGACAAAGGCAGUUCCUGCAGAAACGUCACAGCUACCUGGGAGCCUAAGUCUGAAGCAAUUAGGCAGGGCUCCCAGUGAAUGCUCUGAUUUUUCAGACUGUGGGCUCCCAGAGAGCCAGGCUUAUGUUCUUGCACCCCCAACAGAGCACACUGAGCUGGGGGCUGCGAUGCUGAAGGCAGCUGUCCACAUCACUUGCUCUCUGCGCCUGGCAUGUCAGCUCCAGAGGAAUUCAUCUGGGGCAGGCCCAACUCGGCCCGCUGAAUUAGCCUCCACGAUCCCCGGGCCUCCCCGGCGCCAGGGGGCGCUGUAAAUGCUCCGUCCGGGCCCCCGCGGCCGCAGUCGCCCGCCCCAUCCGCGCGAUGGGCUCCGAGGCGGCGCAGCUGCUGGAGGCUGCCGACUUCGCGGCUCGCAAGCACCGGCAGCAGCGGCGGAAAGACCCCGAAGGGACCCCCUACAUCAACCACCCCAUCGGUGUGGCACGGAUCCUGACCCACGAGGCGGGAAUCACUGACAUUGUGGUGUUACAGGCGGCCCUGCUCCAUGACACGGUGGAGGACACGGACACCACCCUGGAUGAGGUGGAGCUACACUUUGGGGCACAAGUGCGGCGCCUGGUGGAGGAGGUAACAGAUGACAAGACUCUGCCCAAGCUGGAGAGAAAGAGGCUGCAGGUGGAGCAAGCGCCCCACAGUAGCCCCGGGGCCAAACUGGUGAAGCUGGCAGACAAGCUGUACAAUCUGAGGGACCUGAAUCGCUGCACCCCAGAGGGAUGGUCAGAACAUCGAGUCCAGGAAUACUUCGAGUGGGCAGCGCAGGUGGUGAAGGGGCUUCAGGGAACAAACCGGCAACUGGAAGAGGCUCUAAAGCAUCUGUUCAAGGAGCGGGGGCUGACACUCUGAUCAGUGCUUGAAGCUAUCCAGAGGCACAACUCCAGCCUCGUUCGGGCCGGAGAGGAUUCACACGCCAUCUUUUCUGUGCCUCCAGAGCUCCCUCCAUCCUUCCCAGAUAUUAGAGGUCAAAAAAAGACUUGCGUUUUUUCUCAAUCUGAAGGUCUCCUGCUAACUAAGCUGAGCCCCGCGUGUGGGAAUCAGAUGUACCCAUCCAUUUCUGAUGCACUCACUGCCUCUCCCCAAGUCUUGGGUCUGUUUGCUAUUUUGCAUGGUGGGAUCUCUGGCCCCUCAGGGACUUGAGAUUAUAUAAGUACUAGUUCCUAAGACGUUAUGGAAAAUAAAAAUAACUGUGGGUUAAGGUUUAA
Symphalangus syndactylus (siamang) is the source of this 3235-nucleotide messenger RNA. It is a transcript of the gene HDDC3, whose product is annotated as HD domain containing 3. The record is from RefSeq and is a predicted model, not a curated record. Gene Ontology annotation, molecular function: guanosine-3',5'-bis(diphosphate) 3'-diphosphatase activity. NCBI's taxonomy places the organism in Eukaryota, Metazoa, Chordata, Mammalia, Primates, Hylobatidae.